ACAGACUGCAGCAUAACACGAAUAAGGACUAUCGCUUAUUAAUAUCCACAUUUUAGCAGGACCAUGGGGGGCCAUGAUGCUGGGAGCCAACACCAGUUCACAGGCAUUGCGAAAUAUUUUAAUUCAUACACCAUUACAGAAGGAAGGAAUUGUGUUCUGGCCACUUACGCUGGCAUUGCUGUCAUUUUUCUGUACUUCAAACUGAAACCUAAGAAAAAGAAGGCAGUUGCUGCAAAGUGAUCAUGAAAAUUAUUUGUGAGUAGCCAAAUACAAUUACACACACAUACAUAUAAUUACAAAUUAUAUAUACAUAC
Cyprinus carpio (common carp) is the source of this 314-nucleotide messenger RNA. Its product is annotated as ATP synthase membrane subunit K, mitochondrial-like. NCBI's taxonomy places the organism in Eukaryota, Metazoa, Chordata, Actinopteri, Cypriniformes, Cyprinidae. The transcript has 3 exons. Bases 64 to 240 code for a protein of 58 amino acids. The record is from RefSeq and is a predicted model, not a curated record.